AUGCCCACUGCUGCAGCACUUGCCGCCACUGCAGCUGUUGCUAUUGCUGCCGCCGCCGCUGCAGCAGCAGCAGCAGCAGCUGCAGCUGCUGUUGCUGAGACCUUCGCUGCCGGUGCUGAUGCUGUGAAUAUUCCGUUAGCGCAGUCGAAAUGUAUUUCAAACAAGUCUUUCACCAUGACUUACCUGGAGAGGGUUCGUAAGCUGGAUUGGCUGGCUGUUAUGAACAUCAACGGCGAGCAACUAAAACAAUUUCGUUUCACGAACAGUGCUGUUUUUAUCACUGGCAAUCUCGCGACACCAAUAACAUACUGA
This is a messenger RNA of Gongylonema pulchrum, 312 nucleotides long. NCBI's taxonomy places the organism in Eukaryota, Metazoa, Nematoda, Chromadorea, Rhabditida, Gongylonematidae. The record is from the annotation of a GenBank genome assembly.